GCAAUCGCUACCAACUCGGGCACCCGCAUCUGUACCUUUGCAGCACCAGAAAGGCGCGGCCGUAAAUUGCAAGCUGACCAGUUCACCAACGAAGUGUGCGGCAUGGUGAGAUACCGUCUCUCGAACGCGACUCUGGCUACUGGUAGACCUCCAAUCCCGCAGGCAUACCAGUGGGCAGAUGCGUACCAGGCCACACACGAUCGUCCGCUGUUGGACAUGUCACAGGGUGUACCGGGCGUCCCUCCGCCUCAAUCCUUCCUGGAGGCUCUCGGCGCUGCGGCAUCCUCCCCAGGCAGCUGCGGGUAUCUUCCAAACGUCGGGGAACCUUCCUUGAGGACAGUAAUGGCACAAGAGAUCAAUAUUCGCUAUGGUCCCGACGCCGAUGUCACUCAGGACGACAUCGCGAUCACGGCUGGCUGCAACCUCGCGUUCGUCGCUGCUGUGACUACUCUAGCGGACUCAGGCGACGAAGUGAUUCUCCCCGUGCCAUGGUAUUUCAAUCACGAGAUGACCAUGACUAUGCUUGGUAUCAAACCUGUCCUCCUCCACACUUUCGCGAAAGAAGGCUUUCUGCCAUCUCCCGAGCGCUGCGCGGCUCUCAUUACAUCGAAGACCAAGGCGGUCGUCCUAGUCUCGCCAAAUAACCCCACUGGUGCCGUCUACCCGCCCAGUCUCAUUGCGGCUUUUGCGAAGCUGGCUCACAAAUAUAAUAUCGCUUUUGUCUUGGAUGAGACCUACCGCGACUUUAUCCUCAACGGCGUUCCACAUCGCCUCUUCUCUCGCCCCACUACUUCACUUGAAGGGGAGCUACCCCAAGACUGGGAAUGGCGCUCGACGUUCAUCCAUCUCUUUUCCUUCUCCAAGUCGUACUGUAUACCCGGUCACCGUGUCGGCCUCGUCUGCGCGUCCCCGAACGUCAUCCCCUCCCUGAACAAAGUUCUCGACAAUAUCCAGAUCUGUGCGCCGCGCCCGCCACAGAUCGCGCUCGCCACCGUCGUACCCUCUCUCCGUUCGUUCGUCCGGGAGACUGCAGAGGCGGUUGCUCACAGACACAAGCUCUUCCGCGAACGCCUCCCCCUGCGAUGGAAGAUCGGCUCCCAAGGAGGGUACUACGCUUUCGUGCGCCAUCCCUUCGCUGGCGUACAUGCGAACGAAGUUUGCAAGCGGCUAGCGCAGGAACUUGGCGUUAUCACACUUCCUGCAGGUUUCUUCGGGCCCAAAAGAGAAGAAAACGCGACCAUUAUGGAUGAAGAUAGAUGGAUCCGGUUUUCAGUGGCGAACGUAGAUGACGAGAAGGUCGAGCAGGUUUGCCAGCGACUUGCUGAGAGCGAGUCAGAGUUCGAAUGGAAUCUAGACUAGAUUUGAGGAACCUGGAUUCGACAAAGACGCUUUGCAGUGGUAUAUAUGCGAGGUCGGAAUGGCAAAAGUGGACCCUCCGAGAAUCGAACUCGGGACCCUUGCAUAUCAUAUGGUAACC
Molecule: messenger RNA, 1477 nt
Organism: Dichomitus squalens LYAD-421 SS1
Lineage: Eukaryota; Fungi; Basidiomycota; Agaricomycetes; Polyporales; Polyporaceae
Product: PLP-dependent transferase
Exons: 5
Coding region: 103-1359 (418 amino acids)
Biological process (GO): biosynthetic process
Molecular function (GO): pyridoxal phosphate binding
Source: RefSeq, a predicted model, not a curated record